AUGGGGAUGGUCGGAGACUCAAAGGAGCCAUCCAAAGGAGCACAGAAACUGGACUAGCUGUUGAAAUGCCUAGCCGGACCGUCCGUCAAGCCAGCCAUGAAUCCAUUGAGGACAGUAUGAACAGCUAUGGAUCAGAGGGAAACUUGAAUUUCAGUGGCGUCCAUCUGGCAUCUGCUGGGCAGUUUAGCGAUUUCCUGGGGAGCAUGGGCCCUGCACAAUUUGUUGGGCGUCAGACCUUGGCCACCACCUCGAUGGGGGAUGUGGAGAUUGGCUUACAAGAGCGAAAUGGGCAGCUAGAGGUGGAUAUCAUUCAGGCCCGAGGACUGACGCCAAAACCCGGCUCCAAAACACUGCCAGCUGCUUACAUCAAAGCUUACCUGCUAGAGAAUGGCGUGUGCAUUGCGAAAAAGAAGACAAAAGUGGCUCGCAAAUCAUUAGACCCUUUGUACAAUCAGGUGUUACUCUUUGCUGAGAGCCCCCAGGGCAAAGUAUUACAGGUGAUAGUCUGGGGAAACUACGGACGCAUGGAGCGCAAGCACUUCAUGGGAGUCGCCAGGGUGCUCCUGGAAGAACUGGAUUUGUCAACUUUAGCAAUUGGCUGGUACAAGCUCUUCCCAACCUCCUCGAUGGUGGAUCCCACUACAGGCCCGCUCCUGCGUCAGUCCUCACAGCUUUCCUUGGAGAGCACGGUGGGACCCUGCUGUGACAGGUCUUAGUGAGUAAGGAAGGGGGAACUGCUUUUGUUUUUUAAACAUGCUGUCAAGGUUUUGUUUGCUGGAACUCUGACCUCAAGCGCAAUGCAUGUUCAAUCAGUUCUUGUGGAGCUGGAAGAGGAGGAUAAACCAGUGACCUUAGACAGAAGACGAGGGGGAGGGUGCUGUACCCUCUCCAUCCAAGGAGGAGGUGCCAUGGGGCAUGAGUCCUAGUUGUCAAAUUAGACGUACACCUCUUGUUUCACUUCUCUCGCUGUCAUUCUUGGACCCUUGUUUCAGAUCAGUAUUAACUCUGGAAAGUUGCAGCAUUUUAAAGAAUGUGGGGGGAGCAAGGAAGGCAUUUUUUCUUAGCUUUGUAUCUUACACAUUUCUAAUACGGAUUCCUUCUGGUAGCACCUGAAAAAUUCAGAAGCCAGUACCUGACCUAAAAAGAGCAGGAGCAGAAAGUUUAAGAGGAAGCAUAAUGUUUUUUAUAAGAUCUUUGUUCUUGAAAGAAAGAAAGAAAGAAAACUGCAACUCUUUCUCUAUUAUAAAAUUCCACACCGCUGAAUCAUGUUAACUGUAAAACUGUUGUUGCUAUGUUUUCAAACUGUGCCAAAUUACCAGCAAGUGUCUUUUCUGCGUUACUUGUCUAACACUGCUGAUGAAGCAUACUAGGUGGGAGAAUAAGUAGAGCCUACUUAGACCAGGCAAUUUGAGCGGAGUUCGAGUUUAGCAGGCUCAUUAGCUGCAAUUUUGCUGAGAAAAAAAUACCAGAAGUGGGAGUUGAACAUCAGACUUGCAGCUUGAGAUGCAAAUUAUACUGUCAGAUACAACGUUCUGCGAUUUACUGACUCCCUUACUUGUCGCUGUGCAUCCUUGAGUCGCGAUGUCUUCUAUCUCCUGCUUUUCAUCCAUCUCCUUUGUACCGGUACAUAUAUUCUGGAGAUGCUGCCUUUCCUGUUGUGCUAUGGACUGAAGCGGGACUGAUGUAUUCUGCUACAGGAAAGGAGAUUGAGAUUUCUGGGGGUGGAGAAGAGAGAAACCUCAGGUUAUCACCUGACAAAGAGGGUGCUGGAGAGCAUAUAACCCUCCUUGCAGGAAGCAAGGGAGGUUGCUUUAGUUCUCAGUAGUACAAGCAUUGUCAAGUGUCCUGAAAGAGGAGAAGCUAUCCCCCAAGUAUGGAGCGGUAGUGGUUGAGGAAUCGGAAGACACGAUGGUCACAGUAUGUAUAUUUUGUUAAUUUAAAUGCAACGCUAACUGUAAGCAAGUCGUGUCUGGUAACCCAGUAAAGCACGUUCUCUGAGCUGCCGAGCUGUGGCAGCUGUUGUCAACAGAGUCACGUGCUAAAUCACGUGCUAAACAGUUAAAACCUUUUGGUUGAAAACACUUAUUAUCCAAAAGAAUGGAGAAUCUUCAGAGAUUCCCUGUUGAUAGGCCUUUUCUGCUAAUUUUAUCAUAAUUUUUAAUGAGGAUUCGAUGACUGCUGUCUCAAAAUAAGCUUUUGGGGAUGUUUUACUUGGUGAUUUAAAAGUCAAGGUCCCAUGUCACAUGUAGGAGUUAGCAGAACCUUGACCACCUGACAUCGAGGCAUACUGACCACUCGUUUCUGCGUGUGGACCUCAGCUUUGUUAGAAUAAAAGCGUAAGUGUUGAGUGGAUGGUAAAAGUUGCUUUUUGGUCCUAGCUUGUCUAUGGCGUUUUAAAUUAUUUUGAGAUACAUUACAGGAUAGGUGCAAAUAGAAUAGGCCUUAUAAUAGUCUCUGUAAAACAAAAUGGUAUAAUAUAAAGGGGAGGAAAGGAGGAGAAGGGACAUAGAGUGAAGAUUUUUUUUAAGUGGCAAAAGCUUCAACAUUUCAGUUAAAGCUCUUAAUUUCCUUGAUCAAAUAUGUCUCUGGCCUCUCACUAAUUAUUUUUUCUAAUCGUAUUAGGCAGUUUCUAUAUAUUAACUGAAGAAAGUUUAUUGCAUGCUGGUCAAACUAUGUUGUGGCGCUCUCUCUUUUUUUUCUUAUUUAAAAAGAAAAGCACAUUUACUGUAAUUCCAGUCAGCAUUUUUUCCUCUUGGUAUGUAGUGAGUACUAGGCAAUAUUGUACAAUAUGUGUAUGAACUAGAAUAGAUUAGGUAGAUUUAGUGGUUUGUAGCACUGGAUCUUUUAAUAACUCUGUCUUUAAAAGGACUGUGGAGAACUACAGAUACAUUCCAAACCUAGUAACUGAGUAACAGGGGUUCUGUCUUAUGUUAAAAACUUUAAUUAGUAUUUUGCUUGGACGUUAUCUACAUGUAAUAUCUAGUUAAUCAUGUUUUUCCUAUGUCCAAAAGUACGAGUGCAGCAUUUUUAUAGUCUUUAACGGGGGGAGUAGGAGACUAUACAUGCCAAAAAAAUUCCCUCAGAAAACUUCCUUUAGUGACUGUCUAUUGAAAAGCUGAAUUCCUCUAUGCCUAAUAAGCAUAAUAUAUCUUUUUGUGUCCUACCCCUCCAACAACUCUGCAAGCUUGAACAUGAUCAGUUUAGUUGAAAUAAGACUAUUUAACAUUGAGGACCAUCUUCUCUAUGUUUUUAAUCACGCUCAAAGGUCAUUGUCAGGUUAAAAAAAGGUUACACUUCUACUUGCGUUGUUCCCAAGUUCUGGAAUUUGGAGGCAGUUUUAACGGUCUGCUUCUGUGCUGUUUUCUUCUGCCUUUUUUGCCUGGUGAUUGCAGCCCAGUGAUUCGCGCUUUGCUUCUAGUCAUCUCCAUGUGGCGUUUUCCUGCAGUAAGUGAAUGUUGGAGCCUCUGGGCACCGCGCGGGGCAAAGCCGCUCGCCCUGGCAAGCCGGGCUGGUCCUCGCUGGCCGAGCAGGCAGGCUCGCAGAAACGCUGCGGGGAGCGCACGCGGGGCGCGGAGUUUGAGGCCAGUGAAGUUUCACGGCAGCGUCCGCUCUCAAUUCUUACUUCAUUCAUUCCCGUGAUUCCUGCACCCGCCACGGCAAAUUACAGUU
This is a messenger RNA of Struthio camelus australis, 3669 nucleotides long. The record is from RefSeq and is a predicted model, not a curated record. NCBI's taxonomy places the organism in Eukaryota, Metazoa, Chordata, Aves, Struthioniformes, Struthionidae.